ACGUGACCAGUCGCGCUGCCCGUCAGCAGUUUGCAGCAGCGGGACGAAUGACGGCCGAGUUCGAGGAAGUUACUGGGAGCAGCUGUGCUAGCAUGUAACCUCACACGAGUGCAACGGCAUCCGAGAGAGAGAGAGAGGAAGGUCACAGCAUUCAUGGAUAUUGUGGACACCUUUAACCAUCUAAUACCCAGUGACCAGUUGGAUGACUCCCUAAUAAUAGGUCAGAAUUUGGAAUGUGAAGCCAGUAAUGAGUUUGCGGCAGGACUCAGACUGGAAGAUUCACUGAAGAACAUGCUCAGUGACAAAGAUCCUAUGUUUGGAUGUGCAAGCGCUCAGUUCAAUCUUCUGGACAAUGAAGACCCUGCUUUUCAAAUCGCUGGCUCGGCAAGUCAUGAAAGUGGUUCAGCAUCCACAGGCCCCGCGAAUGAAUUGACAGUUGCGGAGACCACACAAAUUAAGCAGCUCACCGACAGGCAGAAGAAACAUCCUCGCAAUUUAGAGUGUGAAGGUAGCGUUGACCAACAGCCUAACAAGCCUACCAACACCAUGUUCCGAGGACGACCACGAAGGAAACCGGCCAACAGGCUACGCAAGUCAUUUCUAAUUGAGAAAGGAGUUAAAGGUACACAGCUGAAGAAAGAAUUAACUCUGGGAGGGCGUGUUAAUAUUAAUGAUUUUGACGGUGGAUUAUGGCUCAAACCUACUGUUGUGCUGAGACGACUGACGGUCACAAUUGGAGGAUUCAGGAUUGAGUUGCUUCCGGGACCCUCUUACACACAGAAUGUUGAUGCCAGCCAGGCUGCGUGCUUCGGCGAUGGUUUUUCUUACGGUGGGGACAUUGGUUUUGCUAUUUUGCCGGAUGAUACUGUCAACGUACAGAAUCCCACCCCAGAGAAUGUGGCAGAUGUGGGUGUAGCUGAGAAGAGCUCUACUGAUGAUGCAGCUCUUGGGCUGGGUCCGUAUGUGAAUCCUAAUGACGUGCAGAACUCCAAUGGGACAUUAACAGAGAGCACCAGCAUGCAAGAGACAAAACCCGACAAUCAGAGUGUUCCUGGAAAGCAAAACCCAGUCAAUAAAGGAAAAGACGGUAUCCAGCAGCCACAGAGCGAUGAGAAUAACACUACUACUGAUAGUAAUAAGACUGCUGUGAAGGAAAAGCAACCAACUGUAGCCAAAACGUUGCCCAAGUCUAAACAAGGACCGUCAGCAAACAAAAAUAAGGAUUUGGUUUCAUUUAAAACAAGCAGCACCAUUAAGGAGCAUAAAGUACCCCAAAACAUGCCAUCCAAAACCAUCCAAAGAGGAGACCUGCACAAAGUGAAAUCUCCAAAGGAAAAGCAAGACAUCGUACCUUUGAAACGGCCUGCAGAAAAUACACAAAGCGAGAUUGCUACGAAAGUGCAAAAGGUACAGGGUACGGGAGAUAAUAAAGUGAAGCCAAAAUCACCAAGUACACCCAAUCCUCUAAUGAAGAAAACUGUAUCCUCUGGUAGCCGUGCUGGUGAUCAGCAGGGCCCAGCCAAACACACAAAUCCCCACAACAGCUCCAAAGUUGAGACUGCUCACCCAGCGCACAGCCAUCCGAGCAAUUCUUUAAAAACACCCGAAGAAGGAGGACAGGAAAAGUCCAAACUGAAAAAGCUUGAAAAGAUUCUUCAAAGACAGAAAAGCAAAAAUGCAAGAAGCAUUUCCGUGGAUGAGCCGCAGCUGUUCAUUCCAGAUAACGCUCCCGUCGUAAAGAAGGAAACCGCUGAGGAGCAACCUGCAAAUAGUGAGACUGCGUGGGACGGAAACAACUGUUGUGGUCUGUGCAAAAACCACCACAAUAACAUGUUUAUGGUGGGCUGUGGUCGCUGUGACGACUGGUUCCAUGGCGACUGCGUUGGUCUUGACCUGACAAAAGUACGUGAAAUGGAGGAGGAGGACCAGAUGUAUGUCUGCUUGAAAUGCUGCGAGGAGGAAAGCAAAAAGGUGGAGCCUGAGCCUCCGAGUGUAGCCAAAGCAGAAGUUCAAGCAAAGACUGAAGUACAGGAUCACAAGCUGCCUCCGAAGCCUCGGCCAGGGUCUUCCCAGCCACUCACAUCAGGGGGAGUCAGACCAGUAAGGAAGGAUCCAGACAGAAGACAGUCCACAGAUGGCAAAGAAGCAGUUCAUAAAGCAGGUGUUCAGCUGAAACAAGAGACGAGACCUAAAACUCUGUCUUCAGCUUCAAAGAAACCCGUGUCUGUGGAGGCAAUCAGGCGAAGUGUACGCGAUUCUCUGAAAGAAAUUCUGUUACAGAGGUUGAAGGACUCUGAUUUGAACAUCUCAGUGGAGAGGGCCUCUGAAGUUGCCAAGAAGACAGAGAGAGAGCUUUUUCACUUGUAUAGAGACACUGACAACAAAUAUAAGAACAAGUACAGAAGCCUGAUGUUUAACCUUAAAGAUACUAAAAAUAACGUCCUCUUUAAGAGGGUUCUCAAAGGGGAGAUUUCUCCAGGUAACCUGAUUCGAAUGAGUCCCGAGGAACUGGCCUCGAAGGAACUGGCUGCUUGGCGACAGAGAGAGAACAGACAUACAAUUGAGAUGAUUGAAAAAGAGCAAAGGGAGGCAGAGAGACGACCCAUCACCAAGAUCACACACAAAGGUGAAAUUGAAAUUGAAAGCCAGGAACCAGUCAAAGCACCCGAGCCUGUAGAGCUUGAGCCUCCUCCCAAAGUGACAGAAGUCUCAGCAGAGCCUCCCAAAACCCUCGAGAGCAAAGCCGAGAAUACUAAGACGGAGAAAGACACCACCAGCCAACAUAAGUCUCAUUUAUUUGACUUGCACUGCAAAAUUUGCACAGGUCGUAUGGCUCCCCCCGUGGAGGAGGCACCGACCAAAGUGGUCAAAGUUGCUACUACAGUGGUUCGGAGGCAGUCGACAAAAACAGAGGAGACGAAGAGCACGACGCCGCCCACAAUCGAAGAUGACCUCCACCUCACUGUUUUGGAGGAGAGCUUUCGAAAUGCUCAGUCAAGCUAUGAAGGAAGAUUGGAUCAUGCAGCUGGAAGAGACGAAGAAGCUGCUUUCCUUUCCAACCUCAAGUCGCUGUGGCGAGGAUUCAUUCACAUGCACUCGGUGGCAAAACUUGUGACAAAAGCUUUUCCUGUCUCAGGCAUUUUGGAUCACCUGACAGAGGACCUUCCAGACAGCAUUCAAGUUGGUGGGAGGAUAAGUCCUCAGACAGUCUGGGACUACUUGGAGAAGAUUCGGGCAACUGGAACAAAAGAGGUGUGCCUGAUUCGCUUUUCCCCCGAGACAGAGGAAGAUGAGAUCUCCUAUACUCUACUUUAUGCCUACUUCAGCAGUCGUAGACGUUUUGGUGUGGUGUCUAAUAACCUGAAACAAGUGAAGGACAUGUAUCUCAUUCCUUUGGGCGCCACGGAAAAAGUUCCACAUCAGCUUGUUCCCUUUGAUGGGCCAGGUUUGGAAAACAACCGUGCCAACCUUCUCCUCGGGCUCAUAAUUCGCCAAAGACCGAAAAGGGAUUUUCUUCCCGUGGACAUGAAUGAAUCUGCAAGGAUUAUUCCUGAAAUCAAGCCGGUUGCCGUUUCCACAAAAGAAACCAAAACAACGGAGGAGGAUGAGAAAUUCUUCCUAUCUGCCUUGACUACAGCGCAUAAAAAGAAAAGGACAAACCACUUAACACUACUGAAGAAGUUAAUGAGCCAAUUGCGGAGUCUUUUGAAGAACCAUCUGUACCAGAGGAGACCAGCAAUCAGGAAACGCAAAAACCACUUCGCUUUCUUCCAGGUGUGUUAGUGGGCUGGGGUGGAGAAUUGCCACCUCUGCCAGAUGUUGGAGGUAAACCUGCAACAACAGCGCAUGACGCCCCGAAGACCCAUCCUGCUCCGAAAACAGAGGCAGCGACUGCAAACUCAAAAAGCCCGACAGGC
Acanthochromis polyacanthus (spiny chromis) is the source of this 3917-nucleotide messenger RNA. RefSeq names its product PHD finger protein 3 (gene phf3). The record is from RefSeq and is a predicted model, not a curated record. Gene Ontology annotation, biological process: DNA-templated transcription. Bases 154 to 3783 code for a protein of 1209 amino acids. Gene Ontology annotation, cellular component: nucleus. Lineage: Eukaryota; Metazoa; Chordata; Actinopteri; Pomacentridae. The transcript has 16 exons.